Triticum aestivum (bread wheat) is the source of this 537-nucleotide messenger RNA. RefSeq lists its product as uncharacterized. Bases 82 to 537 code for a protein of 151 amino acids. Lineage: Eukaryota; Viridiplantae; Streptophyta; Magnoliopsida; Poales; Poaceae. The transcript has 2 exons. The record is from RefSeq and is a predicted model, not a curated record.
UGAUUCUUUCAAUUGUUUCUUAUUGUUCCAUUGUGUCGUGAACAAUUUCAGAAAGAGGCUCGUAAGGGUGAAGAGUUGACUAUGUUUGAUCUAUUCAAGGAGUGCCACAAUGGCAAGAAGACUGGUUUCUCUAAGCCAGUUAAGAAGGCGAUAGCUGACAUGGAAAAAGCUAUGGAACAAGGGGUACCAGAAGGUGGAGAACCAAAGAAUGUUGCUGCUGUUGUUGCUGACAUUCUCACUAAAGAAUGUCCCUCCAGCACAUUCCUUCAAAAUGUUGGCCUUGAGUCGAGCUCUAAGAAGAAGUUCAACAGAUCUGCAGCUGCUUUGGAUGCUCGUGUACAAGAACUAGAGUACAUGCUUGAGAAGGAGAGGCGAGUCGCUGAGUUGAUGCGAGAGGGGCUUGUUGAGGUCAAGAAGAAAUCAGAGGAGACCGAAGCUGCACGCGCCGCAGAGUACCAGUUGUUACUGCAAAGAGUUGAGGCCACCGAUGCUAGAUUUGCGCGUCUCAUGGAUCUGUUCGAAGGUAAAAUUGUUUAG